AUGUUCUGUUUGGUAUACAUCUAUUACUUGGUUGAUUCAUAUUUGCCGCUGAGGGUUGUGACUGGCCAGACUGUGCCGGCCAAUCAUGACAAUAUGAGAAAUGUACAAUGGAUGAUCCCACUGAUGCUGAUGGAUGAGCGCAUGCCGGUUACCAAUUACCAAAAUGAGUUGAAAAAGAAGCCACAUCUGGACUUAAAGGAUGGCAGAAUAAAGAGGAAAAGGCCAGACAACGGCUUGGAUGGACCAGCCCAGAAGAUCCGAAAAUGUGGGUCAAAGGCUGAUGAAGUACAGAACAAAGAGCCCAGACCAGGACCCAGCGGUAACUACUCUGCAGGCAAUGAUCCCAUCAACAAGUGGAGGUUUACCUAUGAGUCCUACAUCGGAAAGGGCGGCUUUGUACACGUUUUAAAAGUCAAGGAUAAAGUCUUAAAUAAGACUCUAGCGGUUAAAAUUGUGGAAGAAGGCUCCUCAUCAUCAGCAAGAACAAGGACUGAUAUAGAAAAAGAAGUUUUACAACUUGCUGCAGGUAGCCCUUUCUUAAUUCACUCUUAUUUGUCAUUUCCAAUUGAAAAAAAAUGGUACUUUUUUAUGGACUUUGCCUCUGGGGGAGAUCUACAUGGCCACCUGAAAAAGAAAGUAUGUCUCCCUACUGCCGAAGCCACAUUCUACGAAGCCGAAAUUACAUCUGGCCUGCAAUUUCUUCACGGCAAAGGCUUUAUUCACAGGGACAUUAAACCGGAAAACAUACUCAUAGACAGCGCUGGCCACUUACGCAUCACCGACUUUGGCCUUGCCCUAAAACAGACAGAGGGUGUCAGAGGAUAUACCGGAACCCGUGGAUAUGUAGCCCCGGAGGUUAAAGCAGGAAAAAUAUACAACACUGCAGCAGAUUGGUACUCCUUUGGGGUCGUGCUUUUUCAGUUAACAACAGGAAGAGAAUGCUUCAAGUGUACAAUCUCUGCACUGCCAAAAUAUCAACUUGACAGCAGUGUUGAAGCCAUUUUAAAGGAGCUGCUGAAUGAAGAUCCAAAAGAAAGACUGGGAUAUCAGGGCUGCAUACGAUCGCACCCCUUUUUUUUUAGAGAUAUUGACUGGGCAAAACUGGAAGAACUGAAAUGACCACCACCGUUCAUACCAGGAAAACCAUCAAUGCCCAGCUAAACAUCGACAUUCUAUGCCUGCCGACAGGGAAAAUAACAGGUCGGCACGAGGCCAUUAUCUUGGAGGCUGCAAGGCACUUACUUGACUGUCCAAGGGCUGGGAGAAGUGGAUCAUCUCUCUGGAAGCUCCUGUGGAUGAGGAUGACAAUACCGCUACUGACAGAGACAUGAAAGACAAAUAGCUCACUGAGAAAAAGAAGAUGAUGCUCUGCAAGGCAAUACAGUUAUCGGUGUGCUGGACAUCCAAGGAUUUGACAAUUUUACA
This is a messenger RNA of Hyla sarda, 1425 nucleotides long. Its product is annotated as protein kinase C delta type-like. The coding region runs from base 1 to 1119 and encodes 372 amino acids. The transcript is spliced from 2 exons. The record is from RefSeq and is a predicted model, not a curated record. Gene Ontology annotation, molecular function: protein kinase activity; ATP binding. Gene Ontology annotation, biological process: protein phosphorylation. NCBI's taxonomy places the organism in Eukaryota, Metazoa, Chordata, Amphibia, Anura, Hylidae.